AUGGCAAGUGAAGGUUUGGCUUUUGCGUUCAACAUGAUCAUGGCAUGCUUUGCCAUCUGUGGAAACGGUUUGGUGAUUUUCGUCAUGACGGUCAGACGUAAACAGUUCAGCUCCUUCACAAACCGACUUAUCCGUCACCAAUCCAUCAUCGACUUCGUCUCUGGUUUGGUGUUCCUCGCUGUGACUCGUAGCAUCCACGUACAAUCUGGUGGUGAUAUCGCUGGAGCGUUUUCUUGCCACGUGCUAUCCGGUCAACUACGCAACUACUGCUCACUCUUCAAGAUCAAAGUUUCAAUGUGUGCUGCUUGGGUCAUCGGUUUCGCCUAUGCGAUAAGGUUUAUCAUUUUGUACAAAAUCACUGACAACAAGUGCGGCUUUGAUUAUUCCAUAAGUCCCACUGCUAGGAUCGUUCUAUUCAUUUUGAUCAUGUUGGUGGAGUACAUUAUUCCAGUGAUCUUGAUAUCGUUUCCGUACGGUAGAAUACUCCUCGUUCUUCGACACAAACUUGACAAUGCUAACGCCAAUCAGCAAAACCGUAUCUUGAGCAAGGCCAAAAGAAACGUCAUAAUUACGUUGUUGAUUGCUGGUUUCAUGUUCUUCAUUUGUUGGACUCCAAUGCAGACGUUGCGGGUGUUCAUUACCAUUGGUGCAGUUUCUUCAAGCUCAAGUUCGUUAGUAACUCUCCUGGGUCAGGUAUUUAUGGGUUUGAUCAUGUGCAACAUGUGCGUGAAUCCAGUCGUUUAUUGCUUCAAGUACGAGCAUUUCCGCACACAGCUCAAGCAACUCGUAAAGAAGCGAUUUCGCCAUAACCGAGUGCAUCCUGGAGUGGAGUCUACUGGUGCGCCCUCUUUGGCCAUAGACCCGAUUCAGCAAACAGCAACAGCACAAGCGCUCUAG
Asterias rubens (European starfish) is the source of this 897-nucleotide messenger RNA. RefSeq names its product C-X-C chemokine receptor type 5-like. Gene Ontology annotation, biological process: G protein-coupled receptor signaling pathway. NCBI's taxonomy places the organism in Eukaryota, Metazoa, Echinodermata, Asteroidea, Forcipulatida, Asteriidae. The transcript has 2 exons. Gene Ontology annotation, cellular component: membrane. Bases 1 to 897 code for a protein of 298 amino acids. The record is from RefSeq and is a predicted model, not a curated record. Gene Ontology annotation, molecular function: G protein-coupled receptor activity.